AUGGAGGAGCAAGAGGUGUGGAGCGAGCGGCCCUUGUCUCUGGAGGACCUCUUCGCAGGAUCGUCGCUUCUGACAGUCGCCUUCUUGGCCACGGCCCUCUACGUCAUCAUGCUGAGCAUCAUGCGCAAGCAGGACAAGGUGAGGUGCCACUUCCUGACGCCUUGAGGGACGUCUUGGCGGAAAUGUGGCAGGAAACUCGAUGUGAUAUUCGAUACACAGUGUGACGCUGCACUGGCUCUGCAACACGGAGGCGAGAAAAAAAAAGAAACGCGACGGAGAAUAUUCAAAUAGUUUCUAGCGCAUAUUUGGGCCGUGAAUUUUUCAUGCACCCUUCUUUUUUUGCUCUUCCUCUUUCUGCCGCGUUUUCUUGAGAAUAAAAAAGUCCUGUCCCUGGGGAAAGACAAUCUUUUCGACUUUUGCCGUCUGGCCAAAGUUUAGCCAAGCUUGAAUCUCUCUUUUUUUGACCGAAAAAAACGCACCUGGCGUUCAAAAAUGCUCAAAUUGAAUGACGGAAAAGAGGGAAAAGUCGCAAUUUUUACGAGUCAAGGCGUUCAGAGGAAACUUUGUUGCCAAAAGAGAAGUCUAAGCAAUGGAAAGUUUAAAAAAAAAUUGCCGUUAAGAAAAAAAUAAUCAAUUAUAUUUUUUUGAGAAGCGUUUUUUAAAGGCUUUGGUAGAAAUGUCGAGUUUGUUAAACUAUAACUAAACUUUACUUUGGUUUUCAUAAAGGUUUUUUUGUUUAAAAAAAGUUCAAAAAAAUAUUUUUUUGAUGUUUUAACUCCAUUUAUAAAAGCUUGCUAGUUUGUUCAAAGAACUUUUUGGAAUUCAAGCGGUUUUUAUGAUCAAAACUAUAUUGAGACAUUCCAAAUGCGACCACUUCGUUUCAAGUCACGGGAUGACUUGCCGAUCGGAAACAACAUCGGCUUUACAGGAAGUCGUGGGCUACCGAUUCCUGUUCUCGGCAGGCUGUGCCGACGUGCUGCUGCUGUUCAACUACGGCGUCUGGCCGGCGCUGACGAUUCUCUUCAAGUCCGAGCUGAUCCCCAAGUCGCUGCGGCACUGGCAGCAGGUUGGUCUCGACCCGUGCUCCCAGCAGCCGUCGAUUGCAGCUCUACCUGGACUGGGCGUGGUUCUCGAUGGUGUCGCACUACUCGGUGGUGAGCUGGUCGAGGUGGAUGGCGAUCCGACGGCCGCUCGCUUUCCGCAACCAGCCCCGCAGGACUUCCUACACUCUCUGUGGCCUUUGCUACCUUCUCGCCCUAGUCGUGGUUGGUGUUCUCUUUCAAUUCUUCCGGCUUUUUUGGCACUCUUAUGCUUCUCCUGAUAGAUUGAAUGACAUUUCAUCAGAAAAAAAAAACAAAGAAAGAAAGAAAUCCAAGACGAAGAAAAGCAUUUUUCAGCUUUUCCUACAGCAGUAGUAUUAUGGGUCUUUUAGGAUCCUAGUGGACACUGAAAUUUGUUCUUUCUCUAUGUUUUUUGAACUUCAGGGAAAUCUGUUGUGAGUGAAGCAUACAGUAAACUUCAUAUGAGCUAGCGAUUAAUUUAUGACUAUUUAGGCUUAAAAUAUCUCUAUUUCCAUCGUUCCGGUCGAAAGUUUGCCUCAUCAAUCAGAUCGAUCAUUUGUUUUUUUUUUUGUUUUAGUCAUGAAUGUAAUCGAUUAGACGGUGAAAAAGAACUGUUAAAGCUGUAACAAACGACUGCUACUAGCGUGUUAGAAGUCCAAAUGUGUAGUUGAUCAAGUUGGACGCAUGGUCCUUCGCAUCAUCUUCUGCGCUUAGUGAUAAGUUUGAGGAUCCGAUUUCAGUUAUACUUUCCUUUUUAUGAAUAGCCUUUUUGCAGGUAUUAUCGACUCACUUCCAACCGUGGUACGUGACCUUCUACUACGAGCCGUCGUCCUACGGGAUGCUCGCUGAAAACUUCCCGUUGUACCUGUCCGGAGGCCAAUCCGCAAUGUUCCUCGCCUGUCACUGCACGGCCAUCCUGCCUCCAAUCGUCUUCUACACGUUCGUAAACAAACCUCUGGACCAGACAAUAUUUCCUUGUUUUCUCAACUAUUUCACUUAAGUACACAUUGAUUAGGUCUUCAGAGAAAGUUCUCUGCUGAAUCAUGAAAUAAUUAAAGAGUUGUUUGGCGGUUCGCGAAACUUUCGUUGAUCAAAAACGGCGAGUAGAUCACAUCGUCUUUUAAGAGAUAGUAGUAGACAAGUUUUGAGCAUUACGACGAACAGCUGUUUCUCCAUGUGGGAAGAGUACGGCGCCCAGCUUGUCCAGGGCUGACGGGCGUCGGAUUAAAUCUCAGACAAUGAAGACCGACCACGGGAGGUGGAAUUAAGAUAAUGUUCUACGAACUUCCUUGAAAGUUCAAUAACGCAUAAUUUUUAAAGUUUUCCUAUCACUUUUCUUCUCAGAUGGUCAAUCGCCCUUCUCUACAGCCGAAAGAAGCCAAAGUUGUUGGUACACGUGGCGCAGAACAACAUUGAGAGCAGGUAAACUUCAAUUUUUUUGAAUAUGAUUAAUGGAAAAAUGGGGAAUAUUGAUGACAGAAAGAUGCGUAAGUAGAGUAGAGAAAGGAGAGAAAAGGUUUAAUCGAUAAUUAUGUCAUUGAUGUGGUUGGGUAAAGUUUUAGUGUCACAAUCUUUCCCUUACAAAGAACCUCAAAAACUUUGAUCGUACUAUAGUCCGUCCGCCGCGACUUGACAGUUUUCGAAUUUCUGUGUCUCUCUGUUCCCUCAUCGGCGAAGUCACAGAAAAGCGAAAAUAGCGCGUCAACAAGAGAGGGUUGUCGAGAGACGAGGAGGGCGCAGAGAAGUCCUGCCCUUUCAAGUCGCGAAAAACGGACUAUAUGAAUCAAACUACUUUCAAUUCGUUUCAGUCAAAAGAACGGUAUGAGUUCAGACUUCUGCUGCCCUGUCUGAUCAACGUCGUGACUUUUGUCAUCGGACAAGUCGUGAUUACGGUAGGAACAGGCGAAGGCAAAUGGGCUGGGUAUACGGUAAUGCUCCUAUUUGCCGCCAACUCCGCGAUGAACCCCUUGCUACUCCUCAUUUGCUCCAAAUCGAUACGGUAGGCUUCUGAGUUUGUUUUUUUUUCCGAAAUAAAUGUUUUGCAGACAACAAGUUCUUGACGCGCUGGAGUUCUCCAAGGGUCCUCGAACUACCCUUUUUGAGAAAGAACAGCUGUUAUAGGUACGACUUUCAAGUUCAAAUGAACUGAAAAAGGAAUUUCACUUUGGGGAUUUCGAAAAAUUAAGUCAAACCUUAAAAUACAUAUGUUUCCUACACUCUGGAAUCAAAUCCUGUUUCAUGUUUUUGGUAAAUUAAAAAGGGAACAAAAAUUUUUUAAGCGAUAAAUUAAAUAAAAAAAAAUAGUCGAGAAAGAAAUCUCAAUGAGAUUUGAUAAAUUGGUCUAUGUGAUUCUUAAGAGUUAUAUAUUUUCAUGUGAAAAUCUUAAUUUUGCAAAGUUUGAGACUGAUUUGUAAAAUGCAUUAGUCAGAGAGAAUAAUCUUCUAUAGCCUGUGUACCACGACUUGAAAUUUCACCAAACGACAUUCCGCUGUGUCGCUGAGCGUUUUUGCGAACCUUGGUCGCGCUUUUUAUUUUUUUUUUCUUUUAUCAAGGUACUCUACUUUCAUGUGCUCCCACAACAAUAACGAUCAGUUGAAAGCGUGACCUAAAUUCGAAAGACGCUUCGCGAACACACGCAGCGGAACAGCGGAAUGUCGUUCCGUGAAAUUUCGAGUCUUGGCACACAGACUAUACAACAAAAGAUUAUAUGGCUUCUCUCUUUUUAUCGAAAAGGGUGGCAGUGGAAAGCUUUUACAGACCAGAAAGACUUGAAACAAGAUAUCAAAUAAAUAAACUGGGGGUUUUAUAUGAAAGAGUUUUUGUGUAAAUGCAGGAAUAAUAUUAAUCAGCAUAGAUUUAUUCACUGCAUACGGUAUAAAAAUAGUUAGUUAGAAUAAACACAAGAUAAUAAUGCAGUAAAAAAAAAACCAAAAACGCGAUUUAGCCCGCCCUAACGAGUAUACUCUGACCCGGAGUUAAAUAGGAAUUUUAAUUUUUAACUCUAACAGGCAAACGGGAAGGAAUAGAUUUGUAGAAAGCGGUGAUUUCACUACUACACAAUAUUUUAAGGCUUCUCAGUUUCCUUUCUUUCUGAAGAAUUGAAUGAUCUCACAAACCUUCAGAAAUCAGAGAGGCUAUGAAUCACUCUAAUAAUUGAUGAUUUCACUGAAAAUAGAGUUGAAAGUUCGAUUGAGCACCACAAUUUGCAGAAACGAAGCGAAUUCUGCGAUGGAGUCUUGCGUGACGUCAGAGAAGCCAACGAGACGAUACCUUUUCUUGACCUUGCCUUCUUCCACGCCACCUUCCACAGCUCUUUGA
Molecule: messenger RNA, 4379 nt
Organism: Caenorhabditis auriculariae
Lineage: Eukaryota; Metazoa; Nematoda; Chromadorea; Rhabditida; Rhabditidae
Source: the annotation of a GenBank genome assembly